Adineta ricciae is the source of this 408-nucleotide messenger RNA. The record is from the annotation of a GenBank genome assembly. Lineage: Eukaryota; Metazoa; Rotifera; Eurotatoria; Adinetida; Adinetidae.
AUGUCAAAUCUUAACCAAGCUGAUCAGAACAUUCAAAUUUCAUCAAAUGCAGAAAAUAUCCAAAAGCUGAGUAUCGAUCUUUCGAAGGUUUAUCAUUGUCAAACGGGAGUUUUGACACCAUAUGACCUUUUCGAAUAUGCACUUUACAUCAUCAGUAUAUUUCCUACUCACUUUGUCGAUUUCCAAGUGAUGAAAGCUUGUCGAAAUCUGUCAGAACUUCGAGAAAAGCUUUCGCAAGCACAUCAACCUUGUCAAUUGGAUGCAACGUCAGGUUUUGGAUGCUCGAAGACUCGAACAAAUCUGCGUCUUCCAAAAGCUUUAUUGAAAUUUACAAGAGAAGAAGGUCCUACGGGAAAAGUUAUGCCAAGUACAGAUAAUGAGAAAAAAACAAAAUCAAUUGUAUUUUGA